GAAGGCACGCCUACGACUCUUUCCUCCGAUCCUUAUAUUACGGUAGUGCCAGAGUCUACUUGUCUUCCAUUCUCUCUCUUCUAGCUAGCAAAGCUCGACGCCAUGGACUCCAGCAACGAAAGCAUCCUCUUCUAUAGCCCCGGUGUUUCCACCACUGCUGCGGGUCUCUUUAGGCUGUUGCCUGAGAUUCAAGUCGUUGAGCUCCUCCUGGCCAUCUCCAUCUUCGUCGCUAUCCACUCCCUCAGGAAAGGGAGCCGUCAGGGCCUCACGUCGUGGCCGGUGCUUGGCAUGUUGCCGUCGCUCGUCCUCGGAGUCCGUAAGAACAUCUAUGAGUGGCUCACCGGCGUGCUUAACCACCAAGGUGGCACGUUCACCUUCUGCGGGCCGUGGUUCACCAGCCUUCAGUGCGUCAUUACUGCCGACCCUCGCAACCUGGAGCAUCUCCUCAAGGUCAAGUUCACUAACUUCCCCAAGGGCGAGUACUUCCGCACCUCGGUCCAAGAUCUCCUCGGCAACGGCAUCUUCAGCGCCGACGACGAGACCUGGCGCAGGCAGCGGAAGAUCGCGAGCCUCGAGUUCCACUCGGCCGAGUUCCGGUCCAUGACGGUGCAGUCCCUCGUCGAGCUCGUCCACUCGAGGCUCCUCCCGGUGCUCGCAGCGGCCCACGACCGGCGCACCCCGAUCGACCUCCAGGACGUGCUCCUCCGGCUGACGUUCGACAACGUCUGCAUGAUCGCCCUCGGGACCGACCCGGGCUGCCUGCGCCCCGGGCUGCCGGAGAUACCGUUCGCCAAGGCCUUCGAGGACGCGACCGAGGCAACGACCAUGCGCUUCAUCAUGCCGACGGGCGUGUGGAAAGCACUGCGCUACCUCGACCUCGGGAGCGAGAGAUGGCUCCGGAGGUCCAUCGAGGUCGUCGACGAGUUCGCCUACGAGGUGAUCCGGGCCAGAAGGGAGGAGCUCUCGUCCUCGGAACAGACGCGGACGGCGAGGUCCGACCUUCUGACAGUGUUCACGAAGCUAACAGACGAAGACGGCAAGCCCUACUCCGACAAGUUCUUGAGGGACGUGUGCGUCAACUUCAUACUCGCCGGCCGGGACACCUCGUCGGUGGCGCUGGCCUGGUUCUUCUGGCUACUGAACCGGCAUCCGAAGGUCGAGCAGAGCAUUCUUAGCGAGAUAAGGAAUAUAACAGAGGAGAGAGGAGGAGAAGCAGAUGGUGAGUUGGUGUUUAAGCCCGAACAAGUGAAGAGGAUGGAUUAUCUGCAUGCAGCGCUAUCGGAGGCUCUAAGGUUGUAUCCUUCGGUACCAAUGGACCACAAGGAGGUUGUGGAGGACGACGUGUUUCCUGAUGGCACGGUGCUGAAGAAAGGAACGAAGGUCAUCUACGCCGUGUACGCGAUGGGGAGGAUGGAGAGCAUAUGGGGGAAGGACUGCAUGGAGUACAAGCCGGAGCGGUGGCUCAAGGACGGGCGGUUCAUGAGUGAGUCGGCGUACAAGUUCACGGCCUUCAAUGGCGGACCGAGGCUGUGCGUGGGCAAGGACUUCGCGUACUACCAGAUGAAGGUGGUGGCCGCCUCCAUCCUGCAUCGUUACCAGGUGAAGGUCGUGGAGAAGCACCCCGUGGUGCCCAAGAUGGCGCUGACCUUGUACAUGAAGCACGGACUGCAGGUCACCCUCUGCAGAAGAGAUGAAGUGGAGCCGGUGGAGAAGAUGAAGAAGAACAAAAGCUAGAUAGCUAGGUUACGUACACUCUGAAGAAGAGAUGAAGCGUGGCUUACCAUUAACAUGUUAUUAAAUCUAGGGUUUGAAAUAAUGAUCGGGACUCGUCUGGUUUGGAAGAAUAUAUGUGUGCAUGUAUGUUUAGCAUUUCACUGAAAGAACUCAGUGAAAUACAUUACUUGCAAGAAAUUAGUAUUUGCGUGUGUAGAUCAAAAGUGAAGAAGACAAAAUAAAAAAGGUCAAACCUGCAGUCUUUUGUGUGCAAGAAGA
Molecule: messenger RNA, 1992 nt
Organism: Musa acuminata subsp. malaccensis (wild Malaysian banana)
Lineage: Eukaryota; Viridiplantae; Streptophyta; Magnoliopsida; Zingiberales; Musaceae
Product: cytochrome P450 86B1
Molecular function (GO): oxidoreductase activity, acting on paired donors, with incorporation or reduction of molecular oxygen; monooxygenase activity; iron ion binding
Source: RefSeq, a predicted model, not a curated record